This is a messenger RNA of Ceratotherium simum simum (southern white rhinoceros), 2260 nucleotides long. Lineage: Eukaryota; Metazoa; Chordata; Mammalia; Perissodactyla; Rhinocerotidae. The record is from RefSeq and is a predicted model, not a curated record.
CCCUAUCAGGGAACUUACGAUCAUCUUUUGGAAGUCCCGGUCACUCGGGACCAGUUAAACCACUAUCGGAAUGCAGCUGAAAACGCUCGAAGUGAUCUUGCGGCAACUUUGGUCAAAUUCGAAUGUGCUCAGUCUGAGCUUCGAGACCUCCGAUCCAAGAUGCUUUCGAAAGAAGUUUCCUGUCAAGAGUUGAAAGCUGAAAUGGAAAACUACAAAGAAAACAAUGCCAGAAAAUCAUCUCUCCUCACCUCUUUGAGAGACCGAGUUCAGGAGCUAGAGGAAGAAUCAGCGGCACUUUCCGCUUCUAAAAUUAGAACAGAAAUCAUGGCUCACACUGCAACUAAGGAGAACCAGGAGUUAAAGAAGAAAGUGAUAGAACUAGAUGAAAAAUUACAAAUGUGUUUAAAGGAAAACGAGAAGAAUAAGAAUCAAAUCUCAACGAACUGCAGGAAACAUGAGGAAUUUCUAGCUCAACUUCAUGAUUGCUUAGAUCCAGACAAGAAGAAUGAAGAGGCAUCAGAUGAAGAUUUAAUUCUAAAGCUAAGAGAGCUGUGCAAGGAAAAUGCAUUUGCGAAAGGACAAAUCGUUACUCUUGAAGAGACUAUAAAUGUCCAUGAGAUGGAGGCAAAAGCUAGCAGAGAAACGAUCAUGAGGCUGGUUUCAGAAGUGAACAGAGAGCAGAAAAAAGCAGCCUCCUGCACUGAAGAGAAGGAUAAGCUGAACCAGGACUUGCUCAGUGCUGUCCAGGCGAAAGAAGCUCUUGAAAGGGAAGUUAAGAUUUUCCAAGAAAGGCUGCUUGCUGGCCAGCGGGUCUGGGAGGCCUCGAAGCAGGAGCUGAGCCUGUUGAAGAAAAGCUCUUGCGAGUUGGAGAAGAGUUUGAGGGCCAGUCUGGAUGCGGCCGCAGCCUCAAAAAGCCAACACUCCUCAUUUAGGGAGAAAAUUGCAGCCCUCCUUAGGGGCAGCGUGGGCUUGGUGAGGUCCACCGAGGAUGCCAUUUUGGAGGGGAUUCAAGAAAUGGGCAGCCAGGAAGAGAGCAGGAAGAGGAUGGUCUCCCAGCUUGAAGCCCAAAUAUCCGAGCUUGUUGAACAGUUGGGAAAUGAGUCUGGGUUUCACCAGAAGGCUCUACAGAGAGCCCAGAAAGCAGAAAACAAGUUGGAAGCUCUUCAGAGUCAGCUGACACACUUGGAGGGAGAGCUGGUGUCUGGAGAUGUUUUGAGAGACAACUUGAAUUUUGAGAAACAAAAAUAUCUUAAAUUUCUGGAUCAGCUCUCAGAAAAAAUGAAAUUGGACCAGAUGACUGCUGAACUUGGCUUUGAUAUGCGUCUGGAUGUAGUUUUAGCUCGUAUGGAGCAGCUGGUCCGCCUCGAGAGCAACGCAGUCAUUGAAAACAAGACCAUCGCCCACAAUUUACAGAGAAAGCUAAAGACUCAGAAAGAAAGACUGGAGAGCAAAGAAUUGCACAUGAGCCUCCUCCGGCAGAAAAUAGCCCAGCUGGAGGAAGAGAGGCAGGUGCGGACGGCCCUGGCCGUGGAGAGGGACGAGGCCAAUCUUACCGUAAGGAAGCUACAGAAGAAGGUGCAGAGGCUGCAGAUGGAUCUGAGCCUGUGUCGAGAAUCAAACACUGAGCUCAAAGCCAAACUGGCUGACACCAGUGAGCUCAAGAUUAAAGCUUUGGAACAGACCAAAGCCAUUGAAGACCUAAGUAAAUCCAGAGACAAACUGGAAAAGAUGAAGGAGAAAGCUGAGAAAAAGCUGAUGUCUGUCAAGUCAGAACUGGAUACCACAGAGCAUGAGGCUAAGGAGGAUAAAGAAAGGGCCAGGAACAUGAUAGAAGUGGUAACCAGCGAAAUGAAGACACUAAAAAAAUCCCUGGCAGAAGCAGAAAAGAGAGAAAAGCAGCUGGUGGACUUCAGAGAGGUGGUUUCCCAGAUGCUGGGCUUGAACAUGACCAACCUCACUCUUCCCGAUUAUGAAAUCAUCAAAUGUCUUGAAAGGCUGAUCCAUUCACAUCAGCAUCACUUUGUCACUUGUGCCUGCCUCAAGGAUGUGACUACUGGGCGAGAUAGGCACUUGAAAGACCACUUAAAACUUCUUCAUUGAACACACCAUAUCUCUUGAGGGAGGUGGAACUAAGAGAUAGUGGAUGCAAUUCUCAAUUUCACAAAUUCCCCAAAUCUUUGAAAUUUGAUCAGUGUGUGAAUAUUGUAUACUUUGAUGACAGAGCUAGACUCCAUCAUCAGCCAAAGAAGGAUCUGUAGGU